Trichobilharzia regenti is the source of this 624-nucleotide messenger RNA. NCBI's taxonomy places the organism in Eukaryota, Metazoa, Platyhelminthes, Trematoda, Strigeidida, Schistosomatidae. The record is from the annotation of a GenBank genome assembly.
CUGGUAGGGCGAAAUCAGUUUGGCAUAUAAAUGCAAUUCCCGCUUUCCUAUCAUAUAUGUAAAUUUUGUGCAUUAUCACUUUUGAUAGUAUUUCAUCACCUCAUCGCUUUCACUGAUCACUGAAGAAUGAUUUCUUCACCGAUUAGAAAUGCCCUCCUCUUUUUCACAGUGUCGAUUUCAAUAACUUAUGGACAUAUACAUUCAUUUUAUGAUGACAAUGAUGUAGGCGAAUAUGAUACACGUAGUCUAUACGACGCUAAUUAUCAUGACCAUUGGGAUAGUUUCAGUCACUAUGAUUAUGAAAACUAUGAUAGUCAAAAUCCGGUAUAUUACGACUCUGAGUCUACAGAAAAUACUGACGAUCAAAAUGGGAUGAAUGACCUCAAUGAUGACAGCGGAGAGACUACUGGUACUCAACAGGAAAUCGGCGAAGAUAUGACUAACCCUAAGGAUAACUAUGACAGUUCUAAUUUUAAUAGUUUCGCUUACGACGAAGAUGACUCAAUUUAGAGUGGAUUACAAGAUGACGCUGAUUUAAGUGGUAUCUUCAUUUUAAGAAAUUAUAUCGGACAUUUUGCAUAAUUUCUGUUUUUAUAAUUAUUUAAUAAAAUACACAUUAAUUCA